CAAAAUUCUCAACUCAAGAAACUGAAAGUCGUAUUGAGUAACAAGCACUUCUGGUAGUACUAAUUAUGGGUUCGACCGUGAUAUCAAUUCCAGAUGGAGAGCUUUCUCUUCCUCUUCCCAGCAUUAAGAAAGAGAAGGAGAGACCAAACAAGCUUUCAAUUAUUUUCUCCUAUCUUGGAGAGCUACAAAAGAACAGGCAGAAAAUGAGAAAGCUGAUUCACAGCAUCAAGGUUGGGAUUGCACUGGUUUUGGUUUCACUACUCUAUCUGCUCGACCCUCUCUAUGAACAAGUCGGAGAAAAUGCCAUGUGGGCUAUAAUGACCGUCGUCGUCAUCUUCGAGUUCUUUGCAGGUGCUACACUUAGCAAGGGCAUAAACCGAGGAUUGGGAACCAUCUUAGGAGGUGGGCUUGGCUGCUCAGCUGCAACUUUAGCUCAAGAAGUUACUGGCAUGGGCGAGGCCAGCACCAUAAUCAUUGGUUCUGCUGUAUUUGUCAUCGGUGCAGCUGGGACAUACACUAGAUUACAGCCGAGCAUCAAGAAGAGAUACGACUAUGCAGCAAUGAUAUUCAUACUCACCUUCAAUCUGGUGGUUGUUUCGGGUUUACGUGCCGAGGAGGUGUUGAAAUUGGCUCGUGAGCGGCUUUCAACCAUCGGAAUGGGUUUCGCCGUCUGCAUCAUCAUAAGCUUACUCGUCUUCCCCACAUGGGCCAGUGAUGAGCUUCAUGACUCUUUAUCCAGUAAAUUCCAAGCCCUUGCAAAAGCUAUUGAAGAAUGCCUUGAAGAUUACUUCAGAUUAAAUAGUGAAAAGGAUAACCAGCCUGGCCAACCGAGUUCCAGUUCCGGUAGUUGCAAAUCGGUGUUGCACUCGAAGUCUAAAGAUGAGUCGCUGGCAAAUUUUGCGAAGUGGGAACCAUGGCACGGGAAAUUUGGUCUUCACUACCCAUGGAACAAAUACCUACAGGUUGGAGAGCAGCUAAGAGACCUCGCCACCAUUGUCCUUUCCCUCAAAGCCUGUCUUCAAUCUCCUAGACAGCCGUCGUCAAGUGUGAGAGAGUCGAUCAAAGAGCCUAGCAAAGCUGUAGGGUUGUCACUCGCAUUGACCCUGCGAGAGCUCGGAGAGAGCGUUACGAAGAUGAGAAGAAGCCAACAAGAAGCUGUGAUCAUGCCCAAGUUGAAGUCAAUGAGAGUAGAGCUGAACUCCAUCAUUUCUUCUUCCAAGUUUGGACCACUAGAGAAUGUUGAUGAACUUGCUAUUUCAAGCUUUGUCUUCCUGUUGAUGGAAACUGUGGAAAAAGUUGAAGAAUUGGUAAAGGAGGUUGAAGAACUUGGAGAACUCGCUGAUUUUGGUACCAAAUAACUGUCUAUAUACAGUGUAUAUACAGACAUGGCAUGGUCUUCUUAACUAGCUAUGAGUACUAUGAGCAUAUGGUAUUAUGCUGUACAUAAUAACCAUUUGCCAAUUUUGGCCUGGAACUACAUGUAUGUAUGACACCAAAUGAUGCGACUUGGUAGUAACCAUGUAACUGAUCGAUGAUCA
Rosa chinensis is the source of this 1538-nucleotide messenger RNA. RefSeq names its product aluminum-activated malate transporter 13. Lineage: Eukaryota; Viridiplantae; Streptophyta; Magnoliopsida; Rosales; Rosaceae. Bases 66 to 1358 code for a protein of 430 amino acids. The record is from RefSeq and is a predicted model, not a curated record. Gene Ontology annotation, cellular component: plant-type vacuole membrane. The transcript is spliced from 6 exons. Gene Ontology annotation, biological process: malate transport.